Rhodotorula graminis WP1 is the source of this 945-nucleotide messenger RNA. RefSeq lists its product as uncharacterized. The record is from RefSeq and is a predicted model, not a curated record. The transcript has 6 exons. The annotation marks the transcript as partial. NCBI's taxonomy places the organism in Eukaryota, Fungi, Basidiomycota, Microbotryomycetes, Sporidiobolales, Sporidiobolaceae. Gene Ontology annotation, cellular component: P-body; cytoplasm. Gene Ontology annotation, biological process: deadenylation-dependent decapping of nuclear-transcribed mRNA; nuclear-transcribed mRNA catabolic process, nonsense-mediated decay. Gene Ontology annotation, molecular function: RNA binding; manganese ion binding; 5'-(N(7)-methylguanosine 5'-triphospho)-[mRNA] hydrolase activity.
AUGGCCUACGCGCAGCCCCUACCGGCCCACCUCGCGCACCAGUCGUCGUUUGCGUCGCUCGAGCUGAGCGCCGUCCUCGACGACCUCGCCGCCCGCUUCAUCGUCAACCUCCCCGCCGAGGAACUCGAGAGCAUGGACAGGGUCUGCUUCCAGAUCGAACAAGCCCACUGGUACUACGAGGACUUUGUGCGCCCGAUGGCGUCCAACCCGUCGCUCCUCCCGUCGUACACGCUCAAGGCCUUCUCCCUCCUCAUGUUCAAGUCGUGCCCGCUCCUGCACGACCUCGUGCCGCAGCACGCCCAGAUCUGGACCUCGUUCAUGCAGUACAAGGAGCGCGUGCCCGUGUGCGGCGCCGUCCUCAUCAACGAGUGGUGGGACAAGGUGCUUCUCGUCAAGGGCUGGACCAAGGGCUCGUCGUGGUCAUUCCCGCGAGGCAAGAUCAACAAGGAGGAGCCCGAGGCCAUGUGCGCCGUCCGCGAGGUCCUCGAGGAGACGGGCUACGACCUGACGGCCAGCUUCCCGCCAGCGCAACUGCACCCGUCGUACGUCGAGCGCGAGGGCCACGAGCGCGUGCCGUACUACGUCGAGCUCGUCAUCCGCGAGCAGAAGAUCCGCCUGUACUUUGUCCCCGGCGUCAGCGAGCGCACCAGGUUCGAGACGAGGACGCGCAAGGAGAUCUCGAAAAUCGAGUGGUUCAGCCUGUCGGACCUGCCGACCUGGAGCAAGGAGGUCGCGAGCGGCGGCGCCGGCGGCAACAAGAAGGGCAAGGGCGCCGCGAGGACCAAGAGCGAGCUCGCCAAUGGCCGGCAGGCAAAGUUCUACAUGGUGACGCCGUUCAUCUCGCACCUCAAGCUGUGGAUCGACCGCAACAAGCCGCGCAACCUUCCUCCUCGCCCUGCCGCGUCGUCGCUCUCGCCGUACCCCGUCCCGGCCCGUGCGCCGUCG